AUGCCCUCCCAGUCCCUCUUUAACAAGUCCAUCGCGCUCCUCUUCGCAAAACGCAGCACCAGAACACGCGUGUCCGCCGAGACUGCCGCAGUCCUCCUGGGCGGUCGCGCACUCUUUCUGGGCCGCGAAGACAUCCAGCUCGGUGUCAACGAGACACCCCGCGACACUGCACGCGUCAUUGGCGGUAUGUGCCAGGGCAUAUUUGCCCGCGUAGGCGCACACGAGGAAAUCGAAGAACUGGCGCGCUACUCCCCGGUCCCCGUCCUCAACGCCCUCUCUUCUCUCUGGCAUCCCACGCAGACCCUUGCCGAUGUCCUCACCCUCCACGAACACGCACACCUGUUCGACACUGCCCUCAAAAUACCACCCCCCGCCAACAAGCCUCUCCCACAACUGCGCCCUCUCACCAUUGCUUACGUAGGCGACUCGACCAACGUACUCCACGACAUGCUCGUCACCUACCCGCGCCUCGGUCACAAAAUGCGCGUCGCAUCACCCGAAAAACCAGCCUACCAGUGUCCCCAGCCCGUAUGGGACCGCGUCACCCAACUUGGCUGCGACAAGGACAUUUGGUGGGGCUCCGAUCCCAAAGAGGCAGUCAAAGGCGCUGACGUCGUCGUGACCGACACCUGGCCGAGAAGGCCCAGCGUUUACAAGACUUUGCGGGAAUACCAAGUCACAGAGGCACUCUGCCGCGAUGCAAACCCAGACUGGAAAUUCUUGCACUGUCUCCCAAGGAAACAAGAAGAGGUCGACGACCAGGUAUUCUAUGGUCCCCGGUCACUCGUAUUCCCCGAGUCCGACAACCGCAAGUGGACCAUCAUGGCUGCUUUCGAUUUGCUGUUUGGAAAAUGGGAUCUGGCGGGUGAGAAAACGCUAAAGAUCCUCAAGGAGUGA
Molecule: messenger RNA, 897 nt
Organism: Pisolithus orientalis
Lineage: Eukaryota; Fungi; Basidiomycota; Agaricomycetes; Boletales; Pisolithaceae
Product: Aspartate/ornithine carbamoyltransferase
Exons: 4
Coding region: 1-897 (298 amino acids)
Biological process (GO): L-citrulline biosynthetic process
Cellular component (GO): mitochondrion
Molecular function (GO): amino acid binding; ornithine carbamoyltransferase activity
Source: RefSeq, a predicted model, not a curated record